Molecule: messenger RNA, 1980 nt
Organism: Coffea eugenioides
Lineage: Eukaryota; Viridiplantae; Streptophyta; Magnoliopsida; Gentianales; Rubiaceae
Exons: 5
Coding region: 1-1980 (659 amino acids)
Molecular function (GO): zinc ion binding
Source: RefSeq, a predicted model, not a curated record
AUGGUUAUGUCUGAGAUUUCUAGCAGUGAUGAAGAUUUUCAAAACUUUUAUGAUAAUGAAACUGGUGAAAUUGUACCAGAUUCUGAAUCUGAGCAAGAAAUUGACCCUUUAAGAGAAGUGCUAAGAAACAAGAUGUGGACUUACAAUCCAAGGGAGGACAUAGAAUUCAAGAAGGGACAACUAUUCACUAAUGUUGAUGCCUUUAAAGCAGCACUAAAGGAUUAUGUGAUCCAAAAAAAAUUUCCCAUCAAAAUGCUGAAGAAUGAGAAAAUCAGGUGUACUGCAAUCUGUGAUGUUGCUGGAUGUACAUGGAGGAUUCAUGCGUCCCCUGUAGCUGAUUCAGUAAUAUUUAUGAUUAAGACAUACACACCUGAACACAUAUGUGUGAUGGAUAACAAAAAUCGUGAGGCCACCUCUGACUGGAUGGCCAAGAAACUGCUAGCUGUGAUGAGAACCCAUCCGCACUUGUCAAAAAAGGGCAUUGAAGCUGAAAUGCUAAAAUAUGGUGUGCAUCCUAGCAUACAGCAAGUGUAUAGAGCCAAACAAAAGGCAAGAAAAGAGAUUGAAAGCACACAUUCAGAAUCAUAUAGUAAACUGCCAAAAUAUGAUGUGCUUCUAAGGCAACAUAAUCCUGGUAGUGUUUGUAAGAUUCAUUAUGACAGAUCAAAUCUACUAGUUGAACCAAGGUUCCUGAGACUUUUUAUUAGCUUUAAAGGACAGAAAGAUGGAUUUUUAGCUAGUUGUAGAUCAUUUGUUGGAUUUGAUGGAUGUCAUUUGAAAGGUAAUUUUGGUGGAGUAUUGCUGGCUGCUGUUGCAUUGGAUGCUAAUAACAGCAUAUUUUCCAUUGCAUUUGCUAUUGUUAAGGGGCUGAAGCUUGCAUAUGAACAGCUGCUGCCAUCUGCAAUUGGAAGAUGCUGUUGCAGACAUAUUUACAGUAACUUCAGUUAUGAUGCAAUUGGAUUUAAUGAAACAAUGCAGAGAAUCAAGGACAUGAAUAUAGAAGCAUGGAAGUACUUAUCAAAGAUUCCAAUUUCUGCUUGGGCUAGACAUGCAUUCUCAAUAGAAAUGAAAUGUGACCAUGUCACAAACAACUUCACGAAAUCCUUCAAUGCUUGGAUUGGAGACUUAAGGGGUCAACCAAUACUGACACUUGUUGAAGGUCUAAGGAAAAAAUUUAUGAAGAAAUUACACAAAAGAUUCCAGAAUGCUUGCACAUGGACGUCUACUAUCCCAAAAAAUAUCAUAGAAAAGCUCAAUGAAAUUGCAAUACAUUCUAGGAGAUGUUCAUUGCAGAUGGCCAGUGAGAAUUUGUUUGAAGUUAUUGAUGGUGACAGAGCAUUUAUAGUGAGUUUGAAGCAGAAGACAUGUGACUGUGGAGCUUUCCAAUUGUCUGGACUCCCAUGCAAGCAUGCUACACUUGGAAUUAUAUACAGAAGACAGAAAUUGGAGAUAUACUGUGAUCCUUGCUUCUCAACAGAAAUGUAUCUCAAGACAUACAGUGGCAUGAUACAUCCAAUUCCUCACGAGAAGAGAUGGCCUCUAUUAAUUGAUGUCACACCAAAAACUGUCCUUCCACUACCAUUGAGAAGACCUCCAGGUCGUCCAAGAGUUAAUAGAAUGAGAGGGCCUGAUGAGCCAAGCCAAUCUCAAACAAAAAGGUCAACCACUAUGAGAUGUGGUAACUGCAAAACUACUAGACAUAAUACUAGAACAUGUCAAAGAGCACCUGUGAGACAAAAGAGUACAAGCACCAGUGGCACAAACAAGGAUCAUGCUGAUGGCAAUGUGCCUAUUGUGGUUUCUAGUCAAGGCUGCAACCCAAGUCCAUCAACUCAAUCACCAUUAAUGAAUGCUGACUUGAAUUUGCAAACAGCAACCAAUGCUACUAAAAAAAAGGCCCUUCGAAUCACUGAAAGAAUUUGCAAUUUGAGCAGCAGAAAUAGAACUUGUUUGGAUUCCUCCUUCUCUCAGAAAUCUUAA